UAUUCGUUCGAUCCCAAGUUUAUCAUUACGACCAUCACCAACAGCCAAAAUCCAUCACGAAUCUCACUCUCAUCGGCCUGUGUCUGCAUCAAAUCAUCGUGGCAUCGCCCCAUCAUCAAUCCAUCACAACAAUGCAAUCAACAAGACCCGAACCGUACCUCACUGCUGAGCUCCGAGGUGACCAGACCAAAUUCGAUCUAUCCGGCGCAACACGCUUCAACCUCGCUCUCGCCAUCACUCUCCACGCAAGAGCUCCUAUUCUCAUCUGCGAAGAAGGCACCUUCCUCCAACACAAUCGCGCACUCGAAAACAUCGGGAUUUUCUUCACAAACCGCGACACUGGUGAAUCGCAAACAGGCUCCUACGUGUGUCGCCUUUACGAGUUUGGUCCUCCAACAACACCUAAAACCUUGCUGGAACCUGGAAAGACUGUUCUCACCAACAUCCAAUUCAAUGGUUAUCCUGAGAAGAUCAAGGAUGGGUUCGACAUGAUGCUGAUCUCCAACAUCGCUGGUUUCGAGACUGGAUGUACUUUUGAAGGUCAGUUGCCGGCUGGACAGAGUAUCAAGUAUUGGCGUUGGGCUACGCUCGAGGAGUGUGGACCUCCGGCAUCUUGGGUCUCGUCUACCAUCAAAGCAACCGUUCAAUCUGCAACGACAUGGUGGAAUGGAGAUCAGGGACAUGGAAAGGAUGCAUCGUUACCGCUGGAGAUGGAACCACUGCCCAUCUACAUCAAAGGCGAUGGAGUCGCCUUCACCUGCAUCGGAAAGAAGAUGGAAAUGCCCGCAAAAGAUUCCAUGUUCUGGGAACACAACAAGCCUGGCUACCAAGAACGUCUAGAGACAGAACGCGCAGAGCACGCGAAGAAGAACGCAAAAAAACGGGCUGCUGUUGCGGAAAGCAACAGGAAUUAUCGGGUCAGGAUGGCUGCCGAGAGAAAGGCGCGCGGAGAAGCACCAUGGCCCGGCGAUCAGGUGUCGGAAGAAAGCCAUGCGCGAUACCUGGAAAGAAAGGCGGCCGAGGAAAGAGCGAAGGAGGAUGUGAAGAAAGAUGCUGCUGAACACUGAAGGCGAGUUGAGGAUGAUGACGGACACACGAAAGGAGGAAAAAGUCUUGCUUUUUCAACUAAUGCAAUCGGCACUGUACCAUAUAGCUGAUACAUGCCGUCAUUAAUUCAUCAUGGAAACAAG
Aureobasidium pullulans EXF-150 is the source of this 1190-nucleotide messenger RNA. RefSeq lists its product as uncharacterized. The record is from RefSeq and is a predicted model, not a curated record. Bases 132 to 1067 code for a protein of 311 amino acids. The transcript has a single exon. Lineage: Eukaryota; Fungi; Ascomycota; Dothideomycetes; Dothideales; Saccotheciaceae.